Messenger RNA from Camelina sativa (false flax), 1052 nucleotides. Its product is annotated as MATH domain and coiled-coil domain-containing protein At3g58370-like. NCBI's taxonomy places the organism in Eukaryota, Viridiplantae, Streptophyta, Magnoliopsida, Brassicales, Brassicaceae. Gene Ontology annotation, molecular function: protein binding. The record is from RefSeq and is a predicted model, not a curated record.
AGUCUGUAAUGGGGAGUACUGAAGAAUUAGUUGAUUACAAAAAAGAAGCUGAUGAUGAUAACAAGUUCACUUGGGUGAUUAAGAAUUUCUCCUCUUUGCCAUAUGAUAAAGUCUAUUCCAGUCCAUUCGUGAUUGGUGGCUGCAAAUGGCAUCUUCUAGCCUAUCCCAAGGGAAAUAAGUUUAAUAAUAGUUUGUCUCUGUAUCUUGUGGUUGAUGAUUCUAGAUCAUUGCCUUGUGGAUGGAAAAGAUUCGCACAGUUCUCCUUAACUAUAGUGAACCAACAUACGGAAAACCUCUCCCAACGAGGAGAGAAACAACAUUGGUUUAAUCAGAGAAACCUCGGCUCGGGUUUUACAUCCAUGCUCCCACUUCCCAACCUUCAUGCCAAACACGGUGGAUUUCUUGUGAACGGAGAAGUCAAGAUUGUUGUGGAGAUAGAUGUUCUUGAAGUCAUUGGAAAUUUUGAUGUAUCAGAAGAAUCUGAAGAGGAAAACCAACCUCUGAAAAAGAUAAAGCUAGAUAAUGAUGAUAAUGAUGCAGUCUCUAUUGAUUUUCUCAACGUGGCUUCACCAGUAAUGGAAAGCAUUGAUGUCAACGGGUUUCAAGUUCUUCCAUCACAGGUAGAAUCUGUGAAGUGUAUAUUUGAAAGGCACCCAGACUUUGCAUCAAGGUUUCGUCCAAAGAACCGGCACCUGAAGUCAUCAUACAUGAAUGUCCUCCUAGGACUAAUUAAGACUUUGUGUCAGUUACCUGAGGAGCUCUCUGAUGAUGAUCUGGAAGAAGCAUCCGUCGCAGUGUCAUACGUGGAAAAGGGAGGGUUUAAAUUGGAUUGGUUGGAGAAGAAGCUGGCAGAAGUUAAGGCAAAGAAGAAAAAAGUGGAGAUUGGUAAGGCUCGACUGCAACAAACGGAGGAAGAGUUGCACAGAUUAAAUCAGAGAUGCUUAGACCUGAAAGCUCUUCUGGAGAAAGAGACCGCAGAUGUGUCAGAGGCCAAUGUUCCACUCUCGUUCGAUGAUGUUGUCUGAUGCAUGUUUUACGUUAUGAGAAUAAUC